UUUCCCAAUGUCCUUGGACGAUGAGCAUACAGCGUUGUGUAGAAACCUAGUACUUGGCCAUGGCCGAUUAAUCGUGCACCAGGGUGUCUUCGUUGUGGAAACAAACCUGGAGAUACCAAGAGGCGAGCACGGGGGCCGAAAAUAAAAGAGAGCUACGAUCUUCAUCGAGAAAUAAUCGUACCUCUUCAGUCUUCCCAGACUUAUUCGACUUACUGGCCGCAUUCCCACGAGAAUCCUUUGAAAAUUUAUCGGCUUCGAUGAACAGGAGGCAGAAUAACAGCUCUAGACGUUACUAGCUCGACGGAAAGAAAACAGAAAAGAGUGUCGUUGACCCGAGUCAUAAAGUGGUCCUCGAGUGUCCGAGCGCGGUUUCAAGGAGCAAAAGAGCCGCUGGCUGGUCAUAUCAGAGGCAGAAACAAGAAACAGAAGGAAAUUGGUCCACGUUAUCGACGCACUUGAUUCCUUCACCGUCUCGAGAAGGCUAAUUUUAAGAUCAUCUCGAGAGUGAAGGAGGACUACUUCGACCUCUGUGAUGAUCAACGACCAUGGCGCCAGGAGCAACGACCCUGACGAGUCUUCUGUUGCUGUUGAUGACGGUGACGAGAUGCUCAUUGACGAAAAGUUUACUCGCGAGCACACAACCGCCAUUUGCCAAGACUUUGACAGGCGUCAGGUUAGCGGGUGGUUACAUGGAAGUAGUCCAGGAAGAUUAUUGCUCGCAUGGUGCUGUUCGACUGACCUGCAGGUCUCUCAAGGCGUUCAUCUUCGUCCUGGAAGCGGAGUAUCUGUCGAAUCUUACGCACGCUUGCGGAUACGAUGUGCAGAAGUUGAUGGAGAAGAAAAUGUACAGGACUCGAGAUAGCAGUAUGUCGUUGAAGAAGAAAGAGCUGAAGGGAAAUUAUAUCGAUGAUAUUGAGGAUGAACAAUUGAGGGUGGUAGAUAUUAGGCAGUCAUUAAACAGGAGAUGUUCCGGACAAAAACAUUGUCGUUACAACCUCACCACCGACCAACCAGGUGCUGUUUACUGGAAUCCUGCCACUUUGCAGUUGAAGUACGCGUGCAUUCCUGAGGCUGCCGUAAAGAAAUAUUGCAACGAGGAGCUGAAGGUGGUCCCUGGCGAGGGUGGUUUCAUAAAUUCACCGGGUUAUCCGCUUUACUACCUCGGUGAAAAUACGUGCGGCUGGACCUUCAGGUCGGCUCCUGGGCACAGGAUAGUCCUGACGCUCCACGACCUGAAUAUCCGGGAGCCUGAAUCGGAUGGAAGUUGCGUAGACAUUCUAAGGGUGCGAGAAAAAGGGAAAACGUUGUUCGAAAAUUGCGGUACCGCGGCUGGCGUCAAGGUCGUCUCAAAUUCGAAUGUAGUCACCCUCGACCUUGUCGCAACGAAGAAGCUAUACACAGCACGAGGAUUCUUCUUGCAAUAUCAAGUGCUUGCCUGUCCAGAUGUCUCAGCACCCAACGGAAGUUACGUAUUAAAUGGUACUUUGACUACGAGAACCUUUUUGUGUAAAUUCGGCACCGUAUUCCCUGACAGCAAAGAAAGAACAAGGAUACUGGAGUGCAAGAACGGCAAGUGGAAUGAGAAUAUCAUCAACAUGCCGAGUUGCAUAGCCACGUCGGCGGUGAUCCUGAAGACAGAACACGACCAUAAUCGUUUAUCCAGUCUUUCGGGGGAUAAUAUCCUUGGCACUGGAGUUAGGAUUGGUCGGGGCGAGGACGCAGUCGCGGAUAUCAACGGCAACAUUAUGGAUUCGGCGCAAUCAGCCAUGAUGAAGCAAACAGACUACGUCGUAGAUAUUGUCUUGCCAACCGUUCUAAUUGCUCUGCUGUUCGUUGGCAACGCCAUCAUCGUCUACAUUAUCUUUCAGUAUAGAAAGAGGAAAGUUCCAUCAAUAGAGCAGGGCGAGGAAAUGUCUCUACGUAACGCAGCCGAGGUGCCACAGGUGUGAUUCGUGUUAGAAUCAGCGAUAAAAUUUAUGGUACCAGCCCAAAAAGCGUCAGCGAGAAGGCCUACGUUGCAUUUUUCUACGAGGAUGAUCUCCAAACGAAAAUGGAUCUCUAAAAAUAGGAUCGUCGAGGAGUAUCGAACAUCAUCUUCUUUUCUUUCUUCUCCACUUUUAGAAAGAAGAAUGAUCGUCGAGUCUGCAAAUGGAUCCUCGAAACUCGUGUUCAUCCGAUUUUGAUAGUUAUAUGUCCUUUGGUUGAGACACAUAAUUGGAAAAUGUCUUUUUCACGCGCGCGAAAUUCAGAGACGCUCUCGAAGAAAAGACUAUAAUGCGCUCGUCGCCACUCGUAAUAAGAACCGCUGUCAAUAUUUAAGAAACCAGGCGCCUAAUUAGUGCUGCCAUGGUCUUCUACCUACAUGUUCACGCAUACAGACACACAUAAACGUACACGUAAACUUACGAUAAUGUAUUAUAAUAUAAGGAAAUAAUAUAUUCUAUAUUUCGUCCAAAUUGUGACUUAAGUUAAGAAUAAACAGAUGUUUUCAUAAUA
Messenger RNA from Bombus pascuorum, 2496 nucleotides. RefSeq lists its product as uncharacterized. The record is from RefSeq and is a predicted model, not a curated record. NCBI's taxonomy places the organism in Eukaryota, Metazoa, Arthropoda, Insecta, Hymenoptera, Apidae. The transcript is spliced from 9 exons. Bases 546 to 1949 code for a protein of 467 amino acids.